Molecule: messenger RNA, 852 nt
Organism: Limanda limanda (common dab)
Lineage: Eukaryota; Metazoa; Chordata; Actinopteri; Pleuronectiformes; Pleuronectidae
Exons: 3
Coding region: 1-852 (283 amino acids)
Biological process (GO): DNA catabolic process
Cellular component (GO): cytoplasm
Molecular function (GO): nucleic acid binding; 3'-5'-DNA exonuclease activity
Source: RefSeq, a predicted model, not a curated record
AUGCAAGAGUCACAGUCUGUGGUUUUCUUUGACCUGGAGACGACUGGACUGGGUCAGAGUUGUGACAUCGUCCAGUUGGCGGCAGUGAGUGGAGGACAUUCGCUCAACCUUUACGUCCUCCCUCGCUGUCGGAUGGAGCGGGGAGCAGCCAGAGUCACCGGCUUCCGGGUUCGCAGACAGAGGCUGUAUCUCCAUCGCCAGCUUGUCCUCACCAAUUCCCUUAGAGAGGUCCUGGUCUCCUUCAUAGCCUUCCUCCGAAUGCUCAGACGCCCGCUUGUCAUCGGCCACAACAUUCGUCGCUUCGACUGCCGUGUGCUGUCUCGAGCUCUUGACGAACUGGACCUCAGAGCAGGAUUUAACUCGUCGAUCUCGGGCUGCGUCGACAGUCUUCCACUGGCCCGUGAGAUGCUGAGGGACCGCUGCCUGAAGAGUUUCCGACAGGAGAGUCUGGUGAAGGAGCUGCUGGGUGUGACCUACAAGGCCCAUGAUGCUUUGGAGGAUGUGCGGGCAUUGCAGGCUCUCUACAGCGUGCUUCAGCCCACACCAGAGUUAGUUUGUAGUCAUAUGUUUACUCUGGACACCAUGGCACGCAAAGCAGGUGUGAAAGCUGCCAAAGCUAAAGUGUCCUGUCAGAUGCCAGUACAGCGCCCCCUGUGGGAGCACUUAAGACAGGCGGUGAAGGUCACAGAGAGCAAAGCAGAGGACAAUAAUGAAGAAUCUCUCUCUGACCUGAAGGGCGGACAGAGGAGGCUGGAGGAUGAGCUAACAAACAAGAACCAGCUCAUCAUGAGUGAAACUGAGAGCAGGAGCACUCUUACCAACGCCUACAUCGACUGCCUGGCCGCCAAAUAA